UGCCCGGCGCGGCGCCUGCAGGACCCCGGCGGCUACCCAUGCCGAGGUGAGUCCGCGGGCUCCGCCGCCGCCGCCGUCCCGUCGCUGCUGCCGCCCCGCGCGGCCCCGCCGCCGGCCAGGAUGCUGGAGGAAGCGGGCGAGGUGCUGGAGAACAUGCUGAAGGCGUCGUGCCUGCCGCUCGGCUUCAUCGUCUUCCUGCCCGCCGUGCUGCUGCUGGUGGCGCCGCCGCUGCCCGCCGCCGACGCCGCGCACGAGUUCACGGUCUACCGCAUGCAGCAGUACGACCUGCAGGGCCAGCCCUACGGCACACGGAACGCGGUGCUGAACACAGAGGCCCGCACGGUGGACGCGGAUGUGCUCAGCCGCCGCUGCGUCCUGAUGCGGCUGGCUGACUUCUCCUACGAGCGGUACCAGCGGGCGCUGCGGCAGUCGGCCGGUGCCGUGGUCAUCAUCCUGCCGCCAGCCGUGGCCGCCGUGCCCCAGGAUGUCAUCCGGCAAUUCAUGGAGAUCGAGCCGGAGAUGCUCGCCAUGGAGACCGUCGUCCCCGUGUACUUUGCCGUGGAGGACGAGGCCCUGCUGUCCAUCUACGAGCAGACGCAGGCCGCAUCUGCCUCCCAGGGCUCCGCCUCGGCCGCCGAAGUGCUGCUGCACACGGCUACCGCCAACGGCUUCCAGAUGGUGACCAGCGGCGUCCAGAGCAAGGCCGUGAGCGACUGGCUCAUCACCAGCGUGGAGGGGCGGCUCACGGGGCUGGGAGGAGAGGACCUGCCCACCAUCGUCAUCGUGGCCCACUACGAUGCCUUCGGAGUGGCCCCCUGGCUGUCACACGGCGCGGACUCCAAUGGGAGCGGCAUCUCUGUACUGCUGGAGCUCGCCCGGCUCUUCUCCAGGCUCUACACAUACAAGCGCACCCACGCUGCGUACAACCUCCUGUUCUUCGCUUCCGGGGGGGGCAAGUUCAACUACCAGGGAACCAAGCGCUGGCUGGAGGACAGCCUAGACCACACGGAUUCCAGCUUACUGCAGGACAAUGUGGCCUUCGUGCUCUGCCUGGACACGCUGGGCCGGGGGAGCAGCCUGUACCUGCACGUGUCCAAGCCGCCCCGGGAGGGGACCCUGCAGCACGCCUUCCUGCGGGAGCUCGAGACGGUGGCCGCCCACCAGUUUCCAGCCAUGCACUUCUCCAUGCUACACAAGAAGAUUAACCUGGCGGAAGACAUCCUGGCCUGGGAGCACGAGCGCUUCGCCAUCCGCCGACUGCCUGCCUUCACGCUCUCCCACCUGGAGAGCCACCGUGAUGGCCGGCGCAGCAGCAUCAUGGAUGUGCGGUCACGGGUCGACUCCAAGACCCUUACCCGGAACACGAGGGUCAUCGCCGAGGCCCUGACACGCGUCAUCUACAACCUGACAGAGAAGGGCACCCCUCCAGACAUGCCAGUCUUCACCGAGCAGAUGCAGAUCCAGCAGGAGCAGCUGGACUCGGUGAUGGACUGGCUCACCCACCAGCCCCGGGCCGCGCAGCUGCUGGGCAAGGACAGCACCUUCCUCAGCACACUCGAGCACUACCUGAGCCACUACCUGAAGGACGUGAAGCAGCACCACGCCAAGGCGGACAAGCGGGACCCCGAGUUUGUCUUCUACGACCAGCUGAAGCAGGUGAUGAACGCAUACAGGGUCAAGCCGGCCAUUUUUGACCUGCUUCUGGCCGUCUGCAUCGGCGCCUACCUCGGAAUGGCCUACACGGCUGUCCAGCACUUCAACCUCCUCUACAAGACGGUUCAGAGGCUGCUACUGAAGGCCAAGACUCAGUGACGGGGGCCCCCGAGCCACAAGCCCCUCCUGCCUGCGCCACCACCCUCCCUGCUCCGCCAGCCUCCCCCGCCGCCCCUCGGGGACCCUGUCCCGCAGGACACACACGGCCCGGCAGGGGGGCAGCAACCUCACCCCCUGCCCAGGCUCCCAAAACACCGAAUUACAGAGGUUUUCUGGUUUGCUCUUUAGGAUUUGGGGGAUUCUCUUUUCUGUUUUUUUCCUCCUUGAACUUCCUCGGAGGAAAGCUCGGUAGAAAGCCUCUGGAGUGGGGUUCGGGCUGAGCCCUGGGGUCCCUGGAGCCGUGUACGCUGGACUAAAGGGCGAGCACAGUGGGCUGCCCCCGGCCUCCAGCCCCGGCCCCUCACCCUGAGCCAACCCCAGGCAGGGCCGAGCGGGGUCAGCUCCGGGCGGGUUCCCUGCCUGGCGCCCCCUUCUCCAGCUGGGCCUGAUGGGGUAAGCAGGCCCGCUCCGUGGGGGUCCCGGGAGCCCCGGGCUCACGUUCCCCAGGCAUGGCUGUCCACCUGUGUCCCUGCUUGCCUCACUCGCGCCCCACACCUCCGCCGGCCCCUCCCGAAGCCCCGUGCCCUCCGCUUCCGUCCCAGUGGUUCCCAGCCCUGAGGACAGAGAGGCCCCUGCCUCCCCCAGGCCAUCUCCCCUCCGCUGCCGCUGACCCUGCCCAGUGCCCGACCCCCGGCCCAGGGACUUUGCCCUUUGGGGCACCAGAAACUUCCUGACCCUGGGGGGAGGAAGGGGCUGCCGCUGGGGCACCUCCUUGUCCCCAGUGUUCACUAUCUUCAUACCCCAGCUCCCCAGGCCUUGGUUUCCCCGUCUGUGCAGGGAAGUGCAUUCUGGGAACGCAGGCAUCUGUGUCUCAGGAGGGACAUCGGGGAGCAAACGAGAGCGUUUGUGGGAGAGGAGGUGGCAGGUGGACCCCUCAUGGCCUCUGUGUGUCCCUUGUGGUCUGCGGGGCCCCCCACUAUCCCCCAGGACCCUGAGGAGGAAACGGGAGCCGAGUGGAAUUUGGGGGGAGGGUCUCCAACCAAACCAGGCACUUUGGGGGUGCAGCCUCCUUGUGAGGGAUCCGGAGAGGGUGGCAUUGACCUCAGGGUGAUCAGGGUUACCAGUUCAUUAGCAAUAUGAUUGAUUAAGUAUUAGCUAAGGGGCAGGCAGGGCAAGAAGAGGCUCCCGGGCCUUGGGGACCUGCCGAGGUCCCGUCCCCGUGGCCACCAGGGCCUGGCACAGCCCCGUGAGGCUUGGGGGGUGCAGGGGUGGUGAAAUCUCUGCCGCGCCCAGCCUGCUUCCCCGUCCCCCAUCCCCCUGCACCGUCUGCCAUCUUGGCGCCCCGGAUCUUGCCAGGCCGGGCUUGGCAGGGAGGAGCGGGCAGGGGGCACAGGGAGGUCUGUCUCCGGCUCCUCUGCUCUCCCUUCUCCUUCCUCCCCACCCACCCUGCCAGGGGGUCUCCACAGCCCGGGCGGGGGGCUCCUGUCCGUGUCGCUUGGCAUCACUGGCACCCGUGUUUCUGAGCCGACUUCCCUCCCUCCUUGGGCGGGUGGCCCAGGUGGGCUCAUGCUGACUGCGGCCACGGCCGGGAUGAGAAAAUAAAGCCAUAUCGAACGA
This is a messenger RNA of Choloepus didactylus (southern two-toed sloth), 3429 nucleotides long. It is a transcript of the gene NCLN, whose product is annotated as nicalin. The coding region runs from base 121 to 1812 and encodes 563 amino acids. The transcript has 15 exons. Gene Ontology annotation, biological process: regulation of signal transduction. The record is from RefSeq and is a predicted model, not a curated record. Lineage: Eukaryota; Metazoa; Chordata; Mammalia; Pilosa; Megalonychidae. Gene Ontology annotation, cellular component: endoplasmic reticulum membrane.